Molecule: messenger RNA, 732 nt
Organism: Ogataea philodendri
Lineage: Eukaryota; Fungi; Ascomycota; Pichiomycetes; Pichiales; Pichiaceae
Exons: 1
Coding region: 1-732 (243 amino acids)
Biological process (GO): negative regulation of ceramide biosynthetic process; ceramide metabolic process; intracellular sphingolipid homeostasis
Cellular component (GO): endoplasmic reticulum membrane
Source: RefSeq, a predicted model, not a curated record
AUGGGCCCCAAUUCGACCCGAAUGCUGGCCCUUGCUAUUUUGCAGUCGGCACGCCGAUCGACGCAGGCGCGGGUCUUAUCGACGCCUGGCGCAAUAAAUUCUCUUUCACUCUUAAUUGUUCCUUCCAAGAUGAAUGUUGAGCCGUUUCCCACCCCGUCGUCGCCAGAACGACUCACCGUGUCUCCCACGACGUCGCACGCCACCAAGGACCACCGUCGCAGGCGGUCGUCGUCGUUGAUCUCCAAAGUCGAGCCGGAGACGUUUGAUACAAAACAAGACCAGGACAUCCAGUCCAACAUGAACGCCAACUGGGUCCAUUUUAAAGGCGCUUGGAUCAUCCAUAUCGUGAUAAUAAUACUGCUUAAGGUGUUCUACGACCUCAUUCCGAUGUUCAACAACGAAUGGAGUUGGACUCUGACCAACGUCACCUAUGUUAUUGGUUCGUAUAUCAUGUUCCAUCAGAUUAAGGGAACGCCGUUCGACUUCAACAACGGAGCGUACGAUAACCUCACCAUGUGGGAACAGAUCGAUAAUGGCGACCAGUAUACUCCUGUUAAGAAAUUCCUCAUGGGUGUGCCUGUGGCCUUGUUUUUAAUCUCCACUCACUACUCCAAUUACGAUAUCAAUCUGUUUGUGGUCAACCUGGUGGCUUGUUUGUGUGUUGUGAUCCCAAAGUUGCCGUACAGUCACAGAGUUAGAAUCAACAUUCCCUACAUAACCGACCAGAAUUGA